CUUUCAAAGAUGUCUUAUUUUCAGCCUAAUGCCUAAAGGCAAGAUUAGGGUUAAGAUAAAAUUUAAUGAAUUAGAUUUAAAACCAGUGGUUCAGCCCUCUGCCAAGACUUAAUAACAAUAGGGCCCAGUGUACAAUUAAAUGCAAGACCCAGCUUAAAAUUAUGGUGGUCCUCCUGCAUAAUAUGGUGGUUAUCCUCCUCAAUAAGGUUAUCCUCCUUAAUAAGGUUAUCCUCCUUAAUAAGGUUAUCCUCCUUAAUAAGGUUAUCCUCCUCAAUAAGGUUACCCUCCUCAAUAAGGAUAUGGACACCCUGGAUACCCUCCUCCAUAAGGAUAUGGACAGCCUCCUCCUUAAGGAUAUCCUCCUCAAUAAGGACACCUUCCUUAAUCUUCUUCUUAAGCUAAUACUACAGUUAAGUAUUUAAAAUUUUCUAAUCUUAGUAUUAAUCUUGGUAGUGCAGUAGUCAUGGCUGGAGAUGCCUUAUGUAUACAUUGCAAAAGACCACAUACACUUAUAACUGGAAGAAGCAUAGGAUGGUAAACAAUUAUAGCAUUCAUAUUGAUUUUAUUCAUCUUUUGGCCAUUAUGUUGGUUACCUUUCGUUAUAAGUGAAUGUAAAGACAAAAGUUAUUAUUGCUCAUAAUGUGGUUUAUUAGUAUACAAAAAAUAAUUUACAAUGUGCAGUUGAUUCAAAAUAUCAUAC
Molecule: messenger RNA, 700 nt
Organism: Paramecium sonneborni
Lineage: Eukaryota; Ciliophora; Oligohymenophorea; Peniculida; Parameciidae
Source: the annotation of a GenBank genome assembly